ACCGAAACGGUGAGAUGCACAAAGCUUCUCCAAAUCACGUGUACGCGCUUGGCAUUACCCCUCCAAACAAAAAAAAAUCGAAGCCCCACUAGACUCACAGAGCCAUUCUUUUCCUGCUCCGCUCUCAAACCCACCAUUCACUCUCUACUUCGUUCCAAAGCAUACCGAUUCGCACCGUCGAUAGCAUCUCUUCUACGACCCUCUAUACACACGCGCACUAUCAAAAUGAGCACCGAAAUCGUUCACCCCACCAUCCAGGAUGGUUGGUUCCGUGAGAUCUCCGACAUGUGGCCUGGUCAGGCUAUGGCUCUGCGGGUCAAGAAGGUCCUCCACCACGAGAAGUCCAAGUACCAGGAUGUCUUGAUCUUCGAGAGCACCGACUACGGCAACGUUCUCGUCCUUGACAACGUCAUCCAGUGCACUGAGCGUGAUGAGUUUGCUUACCAGGAGAUGAUCACCCACCUUGCCCUCAACUCUCACCCCAACCCCAAGAAGGUGCUGGUCAUCGGUGGUGGUGACGGCGGUGUCCUCCGUGAGGUUGUCAAGCACGAGUGUGUUGAGGAGGCUAUCCUCUGCGACAUUGACGAGGCUGUCAUCCGUCUGUCUAAGCAGUACCUUCCCCACAUGGCUGCCGGUUUCGACAGCCCCAAGGCCACUGUCCACGUCGGCGACGGUUUCAAGUUCCUCGAGGACUACAAGAACGAGUUCGAUGUGAUCAUCACUGAUUCCUCUGACCCCGAGGGACCUGCCGAGGCCCUUUUCCAGAAGGCUUACUUCGAGCUAUUGCACGGUGCUCUUAAGGAGGGCGGUGUUAUCUCCACACAAGGUUCCGAGAACCAAUGGCUCCACCUCAAGCUCAUCACCGAGCUCAAGAAGUCGUGCCGCGAGGUCUUCCCCGUCGCCGAGUACGCCUACACCACCAUCCCCACCUACCCCUCGGGCCAGAUCGGAUUCAUGGUGUGCACCAAGGACGGCUCCCGCGACGUCAGCAAGCCCCUCCGUACUCUCCCCGUCGAGGAGGAGAACAAGCGCUACCGGUACUACAACAGCCGUAUCCACGAGGCGUCCUUUGUUCUGCCGACCUUCGCCAAGUUGGCUUUGCAAUAGAUGGAGAACCCCUACCCAUGGGGUGUUUUGGGAGAUCAGGUAAAAGGUUCGGGUUGUUAGAUAAAAGUACAAUGGGAUUUGGUUGGGAUACACCCUUGGGCGCGAGUGAUGUAAAAGCAGACGUGCGUAACGUGAUGCGCUUGGUGGACCUCCAGCCCAGUUGAUGAGCGACUGAUGGCCAGAUG
Messenger RNA from Tricharina praecox, 1292 nucleotides. RefSeq names its product Spermidine/spermine synthase. Gene Ontology annotation, molecular function: spermidine synthase activity. The coding region runs from base 226 to 1107 and encodes 293 amino acids. The record is from RefSeq and is a predicted model, not a curated record. Gene Ontology annotation, biological process: spermidine biosynthetic process. NCBI's taxonomy places the organism in Eukaryota, Fungi, Ascomycota, Pezizomycetes, Pezizales, Pyronemataceae. Gene Ontology annotation, cellular component: cytosol. The transcript has 8 exons.